AUGGGGGAACCUCAUGCUCACGGACCGAGCCCAAUUUGGAUGUGGGAGAGGGGAGGGGAGGGGGCGCAACUUAACAGGAAAGCUGAAAUACAAAACUCGGAGAAAUUCGAUUUAGUUUUAUUAUUAUUAUUAUUAUUGUUUUAUCUUUGGCGCAUAACAGUCUUUUUUUUCUUUUUUUCUUUUCUUGUUCUUAGAACGCCAGUUGAUGAUCGAGGCGCAAAGGCAAAAUACUUCCGAACUCAUCCCCUUCCCCCAAAACACACAUUGAGCACACGCUACCAUCUCUUCUGUAAUGAGUGUGAGUGCAUGUAUGCAAGUGUAUAUAUAUAUAUAUAUACAUAUAAUUGCAUACAUGCAAAGGUACAUAUGUACAUGCAUACAUGUUUCUGUGUGUGUAGUCAUCUCCCUUUUCAUGAGCUGAGUUUGACACUUACCAUUAUUACUAUUAUUAUUAUUAUUACUAUUAUUAUUAUUAUUAUUAUUAUUAUUAUUAUUAUUAUCUUCAUUUAUUUUUACUUAAAAAAAUUUUUUUUUUUGCCUUGUUGUUCUCCUCUCCUUUUGUGUGUGAUGGGAAAGGGAGGAGACGUAGGUAUGAGUGCUACUGAAUACCAGGGUGAAGAAAUCGAGAGGCCACUGCCAGCGUGGCUGCGCGAUCAGGAUCACCCGGAGGCAACGGGUGAUUUCUUUUUGGCCGAAGGCUCAGCAAAAACGGUCGGCCCUAAAGAUGACCCAAAAGUCAUGGGCAGUCGUGACACCUCGGAGGUGUUGUCUCUUAUCCUCUCCGAGUUGCAGAGGCAAUCAUUACGCAUAAACGACGUGAAAGCAACUCUUGCACGAAACGUCGCGUACCGAACCUGCUUUGACGUGCUGACGAUGAAUAACGUCACGUUGGACGCCGUUUGCGAGAGCUCCGUUUCUCACCUGCGAAGUACCGUGAGGUACACGGGCUUGAAUUCCACAGUCACGAUCAGUUUUACCCCCGGCGAGGUCUCGAUAUUGCUAGACGACCCUGCUGAUGAUGUGGACUUUAUGGGCGUGAGUUUCACGUCGGAUUGCAUCUUAAACUGCCAACUUUUUGCUGGCAUAAAGGUCUGCAGUGUCGUUCUCAACAUUGACACUCAAAAAAUCACCGAUUUGACGCAAUUGACAUUGGUCGCACGAUCCGAGGAGGCGACAAAAGAGUUGUGCCAGGCGCUGAUGACACUCUGUGGCCGUGACCCGGUGAACCCCGGCGCGCAUCUGCACACACCGCCGUCGCUUCCCAGGGCAAGGCUGGCAUCUGCCGCUGCGUCGGCCGUUGCAUCAGACCUGUCGUCACAAUUGUCGGCGCAGUCACCAACAGAAUGUAGAGUCAACAGCCGCUGUGUUACGGAUGCCGUUCGCACCCCAACCAUGCGUCGUUGCAAGGGGGCAAAACGCCCGUCUUUAAGUGAGCAAGUCCCUUGA
Trypanosoma cruzi is the source of this 1446-nucleotide messenger RNA. RefSeq lists its product as uncharacterized. The record is from RefSeq and is a predicted model, not a curated record. The transcript has a single exon. NCBI's taxonomy places the organism in Eukaryota, Euglenozoa, Kinetoplastea, Trypanosomatida, Trypanosomatidae. Bases 1 to 1446 code for a protein of 481 amino acids.